UAAUCUUCUCCCACAAUGCACCGCACUGUUAUUGUUUUGGUCCUGUCCAACAUGGCGGCUGCUGGCUGCGUCUUCCACAGAACCCUGACCCGGUCCAGACCCGGACCCGGACCCGGACCGAACAAGACGUCCUCGUUGUCUGCCGCCGUCUGCAGGGAGCUGCUGCGUGUGGUGGACCUGCGGCGUUACGGCCGAGACCAGGGGUCGUCUGUCUACUUCCCCCAGACCGUCCUCAACGGUGAUGACCUGUAUGACGUCACGCUGACGGACGGUCACUGCAGACUUUGUGUGACUCUGGAUCCUGGUCUGAACCGGCUGGUUGAGAGAAACGUCCUGCACGCCGGCUCCACGCUGAGUAACGCCACCUUCGUCCCCGCCAUAACCGCUCAGCACCCGUCAUGCCCCGGGGCGGCGUCUGCGGAGAUGGACAGCUACAGACUGGAGAGUGUGGACGUCAGAGAAGAAGCUCCGAGCGUCGAGGACCACGAUGGCGUCGGGUGGUUCGAUGAGGACCAUGACUCUCUGCCCUGGUUUGGAUCCUCAGAACCUGCAGGUCCCUUGGUUCCUCUCAGAGCCAAUAGGAGCGUGUUCCUCCCACUCUGGAACAAUGUGGACCCCAGUGGGGAGGAGUGGAGGGAAGCACCUCCCACUGAGGAAGAGGAGGGGCGUGAAGAAGAGGAGGAAGGGCAACGACCUGCUGUCACGGUGUCCGAGCUGCGUGACUCCUUCCUGUCCGGUCAACGUGGCGUUGCCAGGGGCGCCGUCCAGCAUCGGUUGAUUGUACGCAUCAUCGACAAGUCGCACCUGAUGUAUUAUGGGAGAACAGACCGCAACUGUGAAUGUCCCUACAAGGCGGUGUUGGAGGUGUGUGACCGGACAGGAAGUGUGUGUGCGGUGUUGUGGAACAGCGUGUGCGUCAGCUGGUAUCGCUGCCUGAAGCCUGGUGAUGUCAUCAGCCUGAGACGCUAUCGAGUCAAACAGCAUUACCAGGCUGAGCGUGAUGACAUUGAGAUCAGCGUGAACAGCAGGAAUCCUGCUGCACAAAUAUCUGUUCUCCCAGAAUCAUCAGUGUCACCGGAAUAUCUCCCACCUGCACCAACCUACAGCUUCUACAACAGUCAGGAGCUGCUGGACCGUCCUCCCGGCGCAGUGUGUGAUGUCAUCGGUCUACUGACACUCUCGGGGCGACCGGAGCGAAUGAGGAGCAAGGAUGGUCGAGGGGCGGAGCUUUUGGAAUACCGCUGGCUGCGAUUGGAGGACGGGACCAGCAGUCAGCCAAUCAUGGUGAAGUUGUUCUCAACGUCUCAACCCAAAACCCACCUCCACCUCCACCCACUGUCUGUGGUCGUUUGCACACGACUGAAGUUGCUCAGAGCUGCAGAUCAAACCUUCCUGGCCAACACCACGAACACUCAGGUGUAUUGCACAGGACUGGGCCACCACUCAGAGAUGAGUUACCGUAAACUCCCGCCCGUGCGACGGUUCCUUCGGUGGCUGAGGAGCCAGGACGACAGACAGGUGCUGAGCCGGGCUCUGAUUGGAGGAUUCUUCACGUACCCGCCUCCUCCCGUCUCCCUGGAAACAUACAUGAAAGAUCGCAGAGGUGUGCCAGGUUUCCUGAGGGGGGCGGAGCUUCAGAGGGAGCUGGAGGGGCUGUCUUACCGCGAAAGACGGACCUUCUGUAUCCAGGCUACAGUAACCAUGGUUACGUACAGGCGCAGAGGACAGGAGGAUCGCUCUCUGUUCUGGACGGACCGAGCUUCGUCCCUCUCCCCCUCGUCCCCCUGUGUCUCUCACCCGUCUCCGUCCUCCUCCUCCUCCUCCUCCCCCCUCCCUCUGCCCUCCACCCCUCGUUCAUUCAGACCCCCUCUGUCCUCCUCCUCCUCCACCUCGUCUUUCUCUCCCACCUCUCCGUCCUCGGCCGUCGGUCAGCUGACUCCUCGUCCCGUCACGUCAGGGAGGUCGAGGAAGAGGAAGCGGCUGCUGCAGCUGGAGACUCCGAGGAAGAGAUGUCCAUGGUUCACGGUUCCAACAGAACAGAACCAAGACACAGUGAUCCUGUUCGAAGCCUCCAUGGAGUUUCUAGAAAACUCCAACGCCGAUGAAGACGAUGACGACGACGACGACACCUUCGCCACCGCGCCACUCUUUCUCACUCCGCCGCCCGUCGCCGAGGAGACGCUGCCGAUGCGUUAUGACCACGCCCGCAGGGAUGAGCAGGCCGUCGCCGUGGUGAUGGGAGGGAGGGCGGAGCCUGGGAGGUUUGACUCUGCCCUUGAGGACUACUACACACUGAGACUGAGAGCUCUCUCGGACGGCGUGUCGGUCGACGUGGUCUUCCUCCCAUCCUCCCCCUCACCUCCCCCCCUCCUUCCUCACGCCAACACCUGGACCUCCAUCUUGUCACAUGGAGCCUUCUCUUCGGACAAACCUCCACCUUCACCAGCUGACCUCAUUGCUAUGGCGGACCAGCUGACCAAUCGGAGGCUGGUGUGUGUCCUGGAGGCGUGUCACCUGGGCGGAGCUACAACUGAACUCAUCCUGAGCCGAGCCUUCCGCCUGCCCAACUGACACACACACACACACACACACACACUGAUUUUUAUUUGUAAAUGAUUGUUUUUGAGGUUUUGAUACUUUCAUAAUAGUAUUAAUUAUUUCAUGUUAUUUAUUGGAACACAGACUGAAGCACUUUGGGAGUUGUAGUUUUUUAAAACUAUAAUUUAACUACAUUUAAAAGAAAGAAGCUCCUGUGACAAAUUUAACCUUUUAAACUUUUCCAUUCAAAGCUCUUUGCUGGAUUUGAUCCAGAUUUCAGUUUGACGUUGGGAUUUGUGUUUUGGAUAAAACAUUUCAUUACAACUGUUAA
This is a messenger RNA of Scophthalmus maximus (turbot), 2869 nucleotides long. RefSeq names its product RPA-related protein RADX. Gene Ontology annotation, biological process: regulation of DNA repair. Gene Ontology annotation, molecular function: single-stranded DNA binding. Gene Ontology annotation, cellular component: replication fork. The record is from RefSeq and is a predicted model, not a curated record. NCBI's taxonomy places the organism in Eukaryota, Metazoa, Chordata, Actinopteri, Pleuronectiformes, Scophthalmidae.